GAUGAUUGCGAUUUAAUUUUUUGGGAUGGAUCUUAUACCGCUGUAAUAUAUUCUCAAUUGUAGAUAAUAAUCCUUAUGUUAAUGGGUAUAUGAUGAGUACUUGGAGUUAGUUAGUUAGUUAAGGGUUAGCAUUUAGAGUUAGUUAGUUAGUUAUGGCUUAGCCUAUAAAUAAGAGAGUGUGAAGAGGGUUUAGGUAUCUUUGGGAUCAUUUGGGAAUUGGGAAUUAGGAGAGUGAUGAGUCUCUCGAAUACACAUCUGUUUCUUGUACAUUUUUCUGUUGAAUAAUAUCAGGGUUUCAUCAAUUGGUAUCAGAGCACCGAUCUAGGUGCUGUGAUUGCCAUCAAUUCGUGAAGAUGUUUCCAGAAUUUGAUGGAAGAGAGGCCUACGGAUGGCUCAUUAUGGUGGAGCAACACUGUGAGGCCAAGGGAGUAUCCGAAGAGGAGAAAUUCUCAGGGGCAGAGAAGGCUUUGACUGGUGAAGCUUUCAUGUGGUGGUUUUGCUGGAGAAGACGCAAUCAGAAGGCAACAUGGUGGGAAUUUGUGGAGGCUCUGUUGAGGAAAUUCGAACCAGAAUUGGAACCGUACAUGCCAGAACCAGUCCAAGAUUCAGAGGAGGAAGAAAUCCCUGGGAAGCAAGAAGUCUUGGAGGCAGAACGAAGAACUGUUGUGGUGGAAGCCAAACCUGAGGCCAAUUCAGUGCUGUUGGCGAAAUCAGAGAUCAAGCCAUAUUCGCCGGAGAAUUCUGAGAUGGAAGCGUCGCGGAAAGACUCGGAGUUUGCAAUGGCGGCGGAGCAAACAGCGGAGGUGUCACGGUGUCAACCGGUCACCGUGGUUGAUUACAUCGAUUGCACGUUGACGGCGAAAGGGGAGAAGAUCGACGCCGAAGGGGAAAUCAAAAUCAAGCGGUUACAGGAAGGUUCUUCAAUGGAGAAAUGGCAGAUUUGCAGCAUUCAUGGGAGGAAGAAGGUGCAACCAAUCGUUUUGCCCCAAAUCAGUGAUUUAGGAUUCGAUUGGGAGAGACGGCCGCCGCGGAAACCGCCGGAUUCAUGUCUCUGCACGGCGGUAACCGCCAAUCGACUGCCGGACACGUUCAUUCAGACCUCUGUUCUUUGCUCUUCGAUGGUUGCCAUUCAACUGGAGACUAAGCCACCAGACCGCAGUGGUGGCAGCUCACACUUCAUCCUUGGCGAUUCUUGCAGAUCGGACUUGGUGGCCAACCGUCCUCCAGCUAUGUCACCGGAUUUGGCUGAGACAGCGGUGGUGGGAUACUGUGGCCUCGAGUUAGUUCGCACGGAGGAGAGUAAAGGGCGCUCGCUCAUUCGCAAGUCGGUAACCGUUUCACGGCCGCCGGCGAAGCCACCGGACUUUGCAGUUAUGGCGGGGGACGUUCGUUUCCGUCGUCGCUGGUUGGGUGUGGUCUUUCCGUUGUCUUCACACGCACACGCGUUCACACGAAGCAGAGCAAGGCUGGCUCAGCUAGAUUUUUCAGAAUUGGGUCAAAGUUUGACCACAAGGCCAAAGCCCAUAAUGCUAAACAGAAGGAACGGGCCCAAGAGGAACUUUUCUUUCUCAAUCAUCUACAGACCAGUUCAUUCCCUUACUCUAAUGGGCCAGGCCCAACUGUUGGAGUAUUUGUUUUUUGUUUGUUUAAAGAAGCUUGUGUUUUACCCCACCUUGAGGACAAGGUGGAUGUUUAGGGGGGAGUAUUGAUGAGUACUUGGAGUUAGUUAGUUAGUUAAGGGUUAGCAUUUAGAGUUAGUUAGUUAGUUAUGGCUUAGCCUAUAAAUAAGGGAGUGUGAAGAGGGUUUAGGUAUCUUUGGGAUCAUUUGGGAAUUGGGAAUUAGGAGAGUGAUGAGUCUCUCGAAUACUCAUCUGUUUCUUGUACAUUUUUCUGUUGAAUAAUAUCAGGGUUUCAUCA
Lotus japonicus is the source of this 1917-nucleotide messenger RNA. RefSeq lists its product as uncharacterized. The record is from RefSeq and is a predicted model, not a curated record. The coding region runs from base 354 to 1709 and encodes 451 amino acids. NCBI's taxonomy places the organism in Eukaryota, Viridiplantae, Streptophyta, Magnoliopsida, Fabales, Fabaceae. The transcript has a single exon.